CGCACCGGCGCUGGCCCUCUUUUGCCGCCGCCCAAAACUGCUUACGGGGUGUGUGGGGGUGCCGCCUCACUCCCGCACUCCCUAACCGAGCGCACCGGGGCUUUGCCGUGCAGCGAAGCUUGGCGAGGAUUAAACUGGGGAAGGCAGGGUUUGGGCGCUCAGAACGAAUUCGGCCCUUUGCCCUGCCCAGCGGGAGGUGAAGCAGGGGAACCCGCAACCGUGGCCCUUUUCUGGACAUCUGGCACGGAAACGGCCUCGGCCGCCCUUUCCUGGACGGUGACUCGGUCUGUCUUCCUCCUGGCCGGCAGGGUCUUCAGUGGGACAUGGAGCCCCAGCCCACGGCAGCCGCUCAGCCCCUCGGCAUCCCCGAGCAGACCCCCGUGGGGGACGUACUUCCCGAAACGGCCGAGCUCUCCCUGACGGUCGUGGCGGAAAUCCAAGCGGUGGAGGGCAAGGUGGACUCCUACGCCGCGCAGCUCAUGAGCCUGGAGGGCAGGAUGGGGAUGGCCGAGACGAAGCUGGACGGCUGCGAGAAGACGGCCGUCGAGUUCGGCAACCAGCUGGAGAGCAAGUGGGCCGCCCUGGGGACGCUGAUCCAGGAGUACGGGCAGCUGCAGCGGCGGCUGGAGAACAUGGAGAACCUGCUCAAGAACCGGAACUUCUGGAUCCUCCGUCUUGCCCCGGGCUCCAAGGGGGAGACCCCCAAGGUCCCGCUGCAGUUUGACGACACCUCCUGCAGUUUCUCGGAGCAAGAGUGGAGGAGCCUGGACGAAGGCCAGAAGGACCUCUACCGGGACAUCAUGAAGCAGAACUACCAGGCGGUGGUUUCUGUCGAUGCGGCCAUCUCCAAACCGGACCUCCUCUCCCGGAUUGAGCAAGGAGAGGCUUCAGAUCAGCCAGAUGGCCGGGAAGAGGAGCUCCCUGAAGAGUCCAGCUUGAGUGAGAGGCCAGGAUCUCCAAUUUCGGCUCUCCACAGCAGUUCCUGGAUGGAGCAAGAGGAUCUGACUCUCGUCAAAGGCUUGGGGGGCUUAGAGGACAGAGAAAUCCCUGAGGACUCUGCCAUGGGCGCUCCUCAGCUCCUGGAGGGUGAUGGUGACGGCGACAGCCUCUUCCCCCGCAAGUGGACGGAAGUGUUCCAGGGCCCAGGAGAGGAGCUGCUGGGUGAGAGCCAGCCCGUCUCCCUCGCCCUGCCCAGGAAGCCUGCCGGGAGCGGCCUCCGGCGGUCAGCACGAGGGGUGCCCGAGGCGCAGAAAGAGGACUCUGCAACACUAGCCGCAGAAGCUCACGCCGGCCCCUUCAUCUGCUGCGAGUGUGGAGAAGGCUUCCUAGACAAGCAGCUCUUUGCCAGCCACCAGAAGAGCCAUGGCGGAGGAGGGGCGUACCCGGUGCCGGAGCCCGAAGGAGGCCCGGAGGCCAAGCUGCCCCCCCUCGCCAUCCAGCGGGCCCCGACUCCCGCACGGGCCAAGGUGCCCAAGCGCCCCGAGCCCCAGAGAAGCCCGACGUCCAGACCCAGCGCGGGGAAGCGGCCCGGCAACCACAUGGUGGAACGGCCCUACACCUGCACCCAGUGCAAGGAGAGCUUCAAGCUGGAGGUCAGCCUGCUGCUCCACCAGAAACUCCACGCGGGGAAGGGCGAUGGGCCGCUGACCUGCACAUACUGCGGCAAGGACUUCCGCGACCUCUCCAAAGCCGUGCGGCACCAGCGGAUCCACACGGGCGAGCGGCCCUACCAGUGCACGGAGUGCGGGAAGAGCUUCAUCCGGCGGGACCAUCUCCUGAAGCACUGGCGCGUCCACACGGGCGAGACGCCCUACCAGUGCGCCACCUGCGGGAAGAACUUCCGCUACAAGGAAUCGCUGAACUGCCACCAGAAAAUCCACACCCGCAACCCCGCGAUGCGCCACCUGAUGCUGGGAACGCAGGCGGGCCUGAUGGGCCUGAAGCCAGAGCAGUCCUAUCCUGCCCAGUCAGGACGGGGCUCCCAGUCCUUACACACCUCCAUGGAACUGGAUACCCCAGCCCCCAUUUCCCAGGUCCUCGUUCUUGAAUCCAUGGUGGCUUUGCUUCCUUGUAAGUCACAGGUGUGGGUUUGGCCCCGGGUGACCCUCCUCCCUGUAUGGCUGUCCUGCGUGAGGGAGAGCAUUCGGGUCCUCAGGGACCCUGGAUCCAGGGGGGCCUCUUCUCCCAAUCCCCGCUUGGCCAAGGUGAUGCACCACCUUUGGCGGAAGUCCCGCAAAACUGUGGCAGGCAGCCCAAAAGCUGUUGGCCUUUGGUGCUCCCUGAGUUGUUUCUUUUCCUGCAGAUCUUUGGUUGCUGGGGCAGGGAACACCUCGGGCACUCAGUCAGGGGGUAACCUGCCUCGCCAGGCAGACCUCAGGAAAGGCGAGGACAAGCUCACCUGCAGGAGGCGGCCGAGAGUCACCAGGGGUGUCUUGGGGGUGUCUUUGGGGAAGGGAGAGUCGCUUCCUACGCUACCUCCCAGUUCCUGUCCCCAGGCGUUGCAGUGGGACCGAGCUGCUCUCCAGCCGCCUCCUGGGUGCUCUUGGAUCCGUCCCAAACCGAGCUGCGAGCAGGUGGCCCAUCGCCAGGCCACCGAGAUCUCCCUUUGGACAGUGGUUGCAGCCAUGCAAGCAAUGGAGAGGAAGGUGGACGUCCACGCCGGGCAGCUGCGCACGCUGGAGCGUCGGGUGGGGCUGGCCGAGAAGAAAAUCUCUGGGGCGGAGAAAGCGGUGGCCGAGUUCAGCCCUCACCUGGAUGCUCUGGGGACGCUGAUCCAGGCCUACGGGCGGCUGCAGAGGCGGCUGGAGAACAUGGAGAACUUACUCAAGAACCAGAACUUCUGGGUCCUCAGUCUCCCUCCGGGCUCCAGAGGAGAAACCCCCCAGGUUCCAGUGAACUUUGAUGACGUCUCGGUCUACUUCUCAGAGCAGGAGUGGGAGAACCUGGACCAGGGGCAGAAGGAGGUCCACAAGAAUUACGAGUCCCUGGUUUCAAUGGAUUAUGCUACUUCCAAGCCUGGUGCGUUGUCCCAGACCGAAAGUGGAAAAGCUUUAAGUGGCGAGAGUCGGGGGCCCUCUGGAGAAGCAGAAGACACCCAGCAAGGCAGUGCAGAAGCAGCUCUCCUCCCCCUGACACCCGCCCGGGCCGAGACGGGGCCUGGCAGCCUGGGAGCGCCCAGCCCCUCGCCUGAGUCUUCGGAGCAGGCCGUGCCCCGCUUCCCGGCGGAGGGCUUGGUACACGUGGACGGCCAGAGGGCUGCCCUCGGGGGAGCGCUGGAGGAGCCGGCGGAGCCUGGAAGAGACUUCGGAAAUUUCACCACCAUCAUUGUCCAGGAAGGGGUCCUUCCGGGUGAAGCCCCGUACGUGUGCCCCGACUGCGGGAGGAGCUUCUUGUACGAGGAGCAGUGCGCCUUGCACCAGCAGUCCCAUCCCCAGGCCUCCCCAGAUCCCGGGGGCAGCCCCCCGCAAGCCCCCCAGCCGGGGCUCCGGGCUUAUACCUGCCCAGAGUGCGGGCGUUGGUUCCCCCACCAGGCCAGCCUGAGCAAGCACCGCCUCUGGCACACGGGCGACCGGCCGCACACGUGCACCGAGUGCCAGAAGAGUUUCCGCCUGAAGAUCAACCUCCACUUGCACGAGCGGACCCACGCGGCCGGCAGGAAAGCAGGGUCCUACAUCUGCGGGCAAUGCGGCCGGAGCUUCAACCACCACUCCAAUUUCCUGCGGCACCAGAUGAUCCACACAGGGGAGCGGCCCUACGCCUGCGGCGAGUGCGGGAAGACCUUCAUCCGGAAGGAGCAUCUCGCCACCCACGGGCGCCUGCACACGGGAGAGCGCCCCUACCAGUGCCCGCUCUGCCAGAAGAGCUUCACCCGCAAGCAGCAUCUGGUGGGACACCAGCGCCUGCACGAGGGGGAGGCGCUCUGGCUGGAGGAUCGCCCAACCCCGAGGGACGUGCUUGGCCCGCGGGGGGGACCCGGGCCCUGGGCAGAAGCCGCCGAGCCCGGGCUCCGGGAAGAGACGUUUCCCCCUUAACUGCGCAGCCGCCUCGUUGCAGACCACGAGGGAGAACCAGAAGGGGGGCGCUGGCCAGGAAGCGGGGUGUGGGCAGCCAUCUUGAACCAACUGCAGGGCCGUCAUCAGUGACGUCCUUGGUCUCCACAGCUGCGGGCCGAGGGCACAAUCUGGGGCUUAAGACCCAUUGCAACAUCCUACCUGGACUGAUUCCUGAACCAAUCUAUAGGGUCUUUGCUGGGGCCAAGGAGCAGGAUGGGUAAAAAAAGUCAAGAAGGCUUCCGAUUGCAUGACCAUGACUUUUUUGACCCCCUUGCGGAUGCUCCGGCAAGGGGGUUAUUCGGAUGCUGUGGCCAACUCUUGGGGGUAAAGUUUUUGUUCUUCGUUUUAAUGCCAGCCUCAGAACUUCCUCUGUGGCGAAGUUGCGAUCCAUUUAACCAGGAGCUAUAGAAUAAGCCGCAAAUAUCUGGGUUCCCCGAAAUAAGCAGCCUUCCCUGGCUUAGCUGGACGUGUGAAGGAGGCUGGCCUGUAAGAGGUGCCAGGUGGCAGUGGGUGAUCUGCGCCAUUUGCAGCCAGUUUCCUCCUCCUCUUCAGAGGCAAGGUGGGAAGUCUGUGGGCUGUUGGGUCCGACUGCAAAGGAGAGUAGGGGGCUGCUCGUGCAGGGCAGUAAAACCAAGCAAGAGAUGCAGGAGUGCAAGAUGACGUAUGGAACGAAACACCCAGUGAGCGCAAUGGAGGUCAAAGUGGUUAUAAUGCCAGCCCCAGCAAAGCAGCAGGGAAUGGCUGCAACCAGGGGCAUCGUGUGUGUGUGUGUGUGUGUGUGUGUGUGUGUGUGUGUCACAAAAGUCAAGGUGGUGGCUGUGACAGUACAAGCAAAACUGCCAUUUGAUUUUUUUUCUCCUCCCCCAACACCCUUCUUCAGAAACUGUCUAAAGAGAAGGGUGACAGUGGAACACGGUGCCAGGGAAGGGAGGAUAUGAAGGCGGGUCAGGGGGAAAUGUUCUUUAGAGGCAUCUGGGUCAGUUCCAGACCUUGAGGACCAGCCCCUUGAAUUGACCCUGGGAAAAAAACGGAGCACUGUGCUUCAGAGAAUUGUUGACAACAGGCUGGCAUUAGUGGAUGAGUGGAAAUGCUGAGACUUUUGUACACCACCCCAAGAAAGGCACUGCCUCUGCCCAGUCUCCUGGUAUUUUUAUUCAUUGCUAUGUUAUCAUUUGCAACGUGAGAAAACCUGGAAAAAUGUUCGUUCGUAUUCCUCACUCGUAGAUUAUGCUGUUCGUCGUACCUGUAUGUCAAUCAGAGAGUAUACCAUUAACCUGCUUAUGUUUAAACGAGGAGAAAAGAAGGGGGAGGCUUAUCUGAGGGGGCUACAAACUGAAGAAAUUGCUAAAUGUCCUUGUUCAGGCGUGUGUCAUAACCGCUAGAGAAGGGGUGCCAUUCUGGCCUUGCACCGCCAGCCUCUCUGCGGUUGCAGAGCAGGCAGAAUCCGAUUCCGUGCAAUGCAAAACGAGGGGGCCGUCUGCAGAACCCGAGAGCCUCCACCGCUGAAGGCUGAAUUUUGAGCACCGUGCUGCCAGCAAUGGGUUGCACUCCCUAAAAGGACACCAGCUGACCUAUAUACACAAGAGAGUAACUUUGGUAGGCUUCAACCUAAUUGUCAAUCUGUAGAACGGUGUUUCUGAACCUCAGC
Python bivittatus (Burmese python) is the source of this 5700-nucleotide messenger RNA. Lineage: Eukaryota; Metazoa; Chordata; Lepidosauria; Squamata; Pythonidae. The record is from RefSeq and is a predicted model, not a curated record.